UUUCUCCAAUCAUACAACUCAAGUGGAUAUAAUUCAACUCUCAUAAAAGGAUAUCAUUACCAGGCUGCCCCAAAUGCUCAGUUUAAUUUAAAUAAACUAUGUAAAUUAUGCACACCAGACUCGGGUAUAUUAAGAGUUAGCAAUUUGAGCGUUAACCAUAGUACAGGGGCAGUUCCCCGAGAUCCACUGGAUUACAAUAUGCAAGAUGAAAGGGCCAAUUUGACCCUGCAAGGCAAUAUUAAGCUCAGGGAUGAUAGGGAUAAACGAAAUAUGGACGCAAAUCAUACAUAUGAUUACAAUAUAAGUACAACUUUCAAUAUAACGGAAGUAAAUUCACAUGGUGACGGCAGUGAUAUUUAUGGUUGCCAUAGUAAUGGAACUGGUUGUUAUGGACAUAAUGAUGAUUAUCACCAUAGUCAUUCUACGCUGGAAGAAGUAGCUCACAUAUUCCAUCUUUCCAGUCUCUCGAUCAUUAGCGUAUUUGUGCUCGAGGUAUUCCUUAAACUAUUUGGCAUGGGUUUUAGCUUCUUCAGGAAAAAGAUGGAGAUAUUUGAUGCUAUAAUAAUUAUAGCCUCGUUCACCAUAGACUUGGUACUGAUGUACGGGGCCGGGGGAACGAAAGGAGAGGAUGCAUCUGCACUUCUUAUAGUUUUCCUGCUUUGGAGGGUCCUGCGUGUCAUAAAUGGCUUAAUGGUGACCAUAAAGCAGCGUAUAGAAUUCCGUAUAAAACUUCAGAAAAGGGCACGGAGACGAGCAGAGAGGAAACUGGAGUUGUAUGACGCAGAGAGAGAUCUAACAAACAGAGAGAUCAAUGCUUUAAAGGAAAUCUGCUAUAAUUAUGGGGCACAGCAGUUUGAGGUAGAUGCAUGUAAACCCACGCCAAAGUUUGCGAAGAGGUUAGAUACAAGUGGUUUGAGCGGUCUGUCCCUUUCCCUGUCAAUGUCGAUGUCAAUGGGGAUAUUUGGUAUGGGACGAAGAGCUAGUACUGCCCCAUCUGCACCCAGCUCAGUUCCUCCCAGUAGGAGACAGUCUCUAUCUCCUUCAGUUGAUAGCUCCUACUCCCGAGGGAGGCCAAGGACCCCAUCAAGUGAACGCAAUAUGGAUAGUAAAUCUGACCCGACUACCCCAAACGGACCCAUCGUUACACCUUCUACUGCUAAACAAAGGACGAUGUUGAAAUUGCUUCACAGAAACCGUUCUGCUCAAUCCAUAACCUCUUUUAUUGAGUCUAGAAAAAGCGUUAAAAGCGAUGGUUAUGAAAGUGACUCAAUGAGAAAUGCUAUGCCAUCUCUCGAAGAGGAAAAUGAAAAUGGUAUGCAAAGUAGAAAACAAUCAAUGAAAAAACGACGUUCGGUAAAGAGAAAAGCAGAUGAGCGAAUUGGUCAGAGUACUGAUUCCUCAUCAGAUGAAUCUAGUAGCAAUAGUUCAGUUUGUUAUGUAAAUAUGGAUAAAGUGAAGUCGAGCCCCGUAGAAUUUGAUUUAGUAGAGAGCGGAUAUUUCUCCUUGAACAACAAUGAAAGUGAUAAGGGAGAAAAGAGUGAAACGCGUAAACCAUCAACGGAGAAUGUUCCAACCACAGCAGACAUCGAGAUUGACGUUCCCAAAGAUAAAACUACUUUUAAUGUUGUUCAAAAUAAGCAUCAGGACACUAAGAAUGACCACAAGCAUCAAAAUCAAAUAUUGUUUACUCCAAGAGAAAGACCAAAACUAAGAAUCGAUAUUACUAAAGCAAAUAAGGGACGACUAAAUAUCCCUAAGCAAAUCCCCACAAGAUCACUACAAAAUGUUAAUCAUGUGGCAAAGUCACCGAACCAUCUGAGCGUUCAGGACAUACCAGCAUUGAGCAACAGUUGCAAUAGUCUCAUUAAACUUAAUAAUCUGUUCCGAAACAAAAAUAACAAAGACAAGAUAAUGGAAGAGCAUUCUAGGGCACAGUUGACUAUAAAUGUACCCCCUUUAAGUAAUAGCUGCAACAGUCUUGCAUUUAAAUUAAAUCAGAAUCAUUGUACUAAAACAUUGGAAGCAACAAACCACCUCGAUGUAAACAAUAAGCAACACUUGAGCAACAGUUGUGGCACUCUUAUACAAUUAAACAAUACAGUGAAAGAUAAUGACAUUCAAAGCAACCGGCACAAUCUAGAAGCCACACCUUUAUUAACCAAUCGACAACCAGAGGAGGAAUCACCAGUUUGUGACGUGAUAAUUAAACAACCGAACUCCAAGCAAGUCAUGGCAACAAUUGUUACCAUCGACGAUAUGUGACAAGUUAGGGAUCAAAUAUUAGCCAUCUACGUGUUCUAAACUGGCAUACAGUAGGAUUAACUGUUUUUCUCAUCCUUUGGAACAUAACUUGUAGGUACUCCUAGUCGAAUUGCAACAUCAUGGAGACUUUCUUGAUUACCAUAGCGUUAUCAUAUUCAGCAAAUAUAUAUCACCUCGAAAGAUGCUGCACUACUGUCUAGAGACUUGGUAUUCAGGUCUCAAUCGAUAGCUUCUAAAAUAUCUGAAAGUUGUUCAAUUAUAAUUGCAUUUAGCCUAAUGGCCUAAUUGACAGAUUCAAGCAGGCCACUCCACUAACUCCCAAAUAAACAAAAUGGAGCGUGGGGAAUCUUUCAAAAUUUCUAGACUCUGUUGGAAAAUAGAUGGAUGGAUGGACUCUUAGCUGCUGUAAUGAUUUGAAGCAAUGGAAACUUUGGAACGUGUGUCCAUAUUUUUAACAGUUGAAAAAAUGAUACUGCAAACGUUGAUGCAAACGCUAUUCAGAAUUAUUGUAGUAUCUACGUUAUACAGUAAUACAGGGUGUCCAAAAAAACAG
This is a messenger RNA of Owenia fusiformis, 2815 nucleotides long. Lineage: Eukaryota; Metazoa; Annelida; Polychaeta; Sabellida; Oweniidae. The record is from the annotation of a GenBank genome assembly.